CUCCCUCUCCCUCUCUCUGUUUUACCAAACUAAGCCAAACCUCAGCCUCUUGAAAAAUAUUCCACCUCUCUCUCUCUCUCUCUCUCAAUUUUUACAGUCACAUUUUUUUCCAGCUUAUCAAGGAAUCACUGAAGCACCACCGAGAGAUCGAAGGGCAGUCGUUUUUGUGCCUGUAAUGUUGUCAUGUUGGGGAUGUUAAACCACAAACUUUUGAUUCUUGAUUGUGGAAAUUACUUGCGCGCUGUUGUUACUUUGGUUGCCCAAGUGGUGAAUUUGUGAGUUAUGGCCUGCUCAUCGGAAAGAUGGAUCGAUGGACUGCAAUUCUCCUCAGUGUUUGGGCCUCCCCCGCAGGAUGCUCCGCGGCGGAAGGCUCAAAUCACGGCCUAUGUGGAGUACUUUGGUCAAUUUACAUCAGAACAAUUUCCAGAGGAUAUUUCUGAGCUGAUCCGUAACCGCUACCCUUCCGAGGUGCAGCGUCUCUUUGAUGAUGUCCUAGCUAUGUUUGUUCUUCAUCAUCCCGAGCACGGGCAUGCUGUGGUCCUUCCCAUUAUUUCAUGUAUCAUUGAUGGCACUCUUCCCUAUGAAAGGACUAGUCCACCAUUUGCCUCUUUCAUAUCCUUAGUCUGCCCAAGCAGUGAGAACGAAUACUCCGAGCAGUGGGCUCUGGCAUGUGGGGAAAUUUUACGAAUCUUAACUCAUUACAAUCGCCCAAUAUACAAGGUAGAACAACAGAAUAGUGAAACAGAAAGAAGCAGUAGUGGAAGCCAUGCUACAACAAGUGAUUCGGUUGAUGGUGAAUCCAGCCAUGUACCAUUAGUACAGCAAGAGAGGAAGCCUGUAAGACCGUUAUCCCCCUGGAUAACCGAUAUAUUGCUUGCUGCCCCACUGGGUAUCAGAAGUGAUUACUUCCGCUGGUGCAGUGGAGUCAUGGGGAAAUAUGCUGCGGGAGAACUAAAGCCACCAUCAACUGCUUCUUCCCGUGGAUCUGGAAAACAUCCUCAACUCAUGCCAUCAACUCCUAGAUGGGCUGUUGCAAAUGGUGCUGGAGUUAUAUUAAGUGUUUGUGAUGAGGAAGUUUCUCGCUAUGAAACUGCUACGUUGACAGCCGUAGCUGUCCCUGCACUUCUACUUCCACCUCCAACAACAGCUUUUGAUGAGCAUCUAGUGGCAGGACUACCAGCUCUCGAGCCAUAUGCGCGUUUAUUUCACAGGUAUUAUGCUAUUGCUACUCCAAGUGCUACCCAAAGGCUUCUGCUUGGACUUCUGGAAGCACCACCAUCAUGGGCUCCCGAUGCACUUGAUGCAGCUGUACAGCUUGUGGAGCUUCUUCGCGCUGCUGAAGAUUAUGCAUCUGGAAUACGGCUUCCAAGGAACUGGAUGCAUUUGCAUUUCUUACGUGCAAUUGGGACUGCAAUGUCCAUGAGAGCAGGUAUAGCAGCUGAUGCUGCAGCAGCUUUACUUUUCCGGAUACUCUCUCAACCUGCAUUGCUUUUUCCUCCCCUAAGACAGGUUGAGGGAGUUGAAGUUCAACAUGAGCCUUUGGGUGGCUACAUCUCAAGCUACAGGAAGCAGAUAGAAGUUCCUGCGGCUGAAGCAACAAUUGAAGCUACUGCCCAAGGGAUUGCUUCUAUGCUCUGUGCCCAUGGACCUGAGGUUGAAUGGAGAAUCUGUACCAUAUGGGAAGCCGCCUAUGGUCUAAUUCCUUUAAGUUCCUCCGCAGUUGACCUUCCUGAGAUCAUUGUUGCUACUCCAUUACAGCCUCCAAUAUUAUCCUGGAAUCUAUACAUACCCCUCCUUAAGGUUUUGGAAUAUCUUCCUCGUGGAAGUCCAUCUGAAGCUUGUCUAAUGAAGAUAUUUGUUGCCACAGUUGAAGCAAUUCUACAAAGGACAUUUCCACCUGAGUCUUCAAGAGAUCAGAACAGAAAAACAAGAUACCUUUUUGGUAUAGGGUCUGCCUCAAAAAACCUGGCUGUGGCAGAGCUUCGGACAAUGGUUCACUCACUAUUCUUAGAAUCAUGUGCAUCUGUAGAGCUUGCUUCACGGCUACUGUUUGUAGUGUUAACUGUUUGUGUUAGUCAUGAAGCCCAGUCCUGUGGGAGUAAAAAAGCACGAGUUGAAGAAAGCUAUCCACUUGAUGAGUUUGUAGAGGAAUCACGAGAGAUGUCUGAGAAGCAUACAGACAGAACAAGUAAAAAUUCCAAAAAACAAGGACCUGUAGCAGCUUUCGACUCUUAUGUUCUAGCUGCUGUUUGUGCUCUUUCCUGUGAGCUUCAAUUAUUCCCUUUAAUCUCAAGGGGGAGCAACCAUUCACGCUCUAAAGAGGUGAAAAAUAUGGCAAAGCCUGCCAAACCAGUUGGAUCUGCCAAUUCUUGUAAAAAGGUCAAUGGAUCUACUAAUGAAUUUCAAAGUAGCGUGGACUCAGCAAUAUGCCACACACGCAGAAUAUUGGCCAUUUUGGAGGCACUGUUUUUGCUGAAACCAUCUUCUGUUGGCACCUCCUGGAGUUACAGUUCAAAUGAGAUAGUUGCAGCAGCUAUGGUUGCCGCUCAUGUAUCUGAAUUAUUUAGAUGGUCAAAGGCUUGCAUGCAUGCUCUGUGUGUCUUAAUGCGCUGCAAGUGGGAUAAUGAAAUUUCCUCCAGAGCAUCAUCACUAUAUAAUCUGAUUGAUAUUCAUAGCAAGGUUGUUGCAUCGAUUGUUAACAAGGCUGAACCACUGGAAGCACACUUGAUGCAAGUGCCAAUUUGGAGGGAUUCUUUCGUGUGUUCUGAAGGUAGAAAGCUAAGUCGAUGUGGAAAGAGUAAAUGUGUUAAUGUUGGGCAGUCAUCUGUAUCACAAUAUAAGGGUUCAGCACCUUUAGAUACAAGAAUUAAAUCUGAGAGUGCAUCACAUUCUAAUGGGGUUUCUGGAACAUUUGGUAAAGGUGUUGCAAAUUUUCCAUUAGAUGCUUCGGAAUUGGCCAACUUCCUUACAAUGGACAGGCAUAUAGGAUUUAGUUGCAGCGCGCAGGUUCUUCUAAGAUCGGUACUGUCAGAGAAACAAGAGCUAUGUUUCUCAGUUGUCUCACUGUUGUGGCACAAGUUAAUUGCAUCUCCUGAGACCCAACCUACUGCUGAAAGCACUUCUGCUCAACAAGGAUGGCGGCAGGUCGUUGAUGCAUUAUGCAAUGUUGUGUCAGCCACACCAACAAAAGCAGCUACAGCAGUUGUUCUUCAGGCAGAGAGGGAAUUGCAGCCUUGGAUUGCUAAAGAUGAUGAUCAAGGUCAAAAGAUGUGGAGAAUCAACCAGAGGAUUGUGAAAUUGAUUGUAGAGUUGAUGAGGAUUCAUGAUAGCCCAGAAUCAUUGGUAAUUUUGUCUAGUGCCUCAGAUCUACUCCUGCGUGCCACUGAUGGGAUGCUUGUUGAUGGAGAAGCUUGCACUUUACCACAACUGGAGCUACUGGAAGCAACUGCUAGAGCCGUUAAGCCUGUGCUAGAGUGGGGAGAAUCUGGGCUUGCAGUUGCAGAUGGCCUUUCAAACCUGUUAAAGUGCCGUCUGUCAGCUACUAUCCGAUGUCUUUCGCAUCCUAGUGCACACGUUCGCGCUUUGAGCGUAUCGGUCCUUCGUGAUAUUUUGCAAACCAGUUCAGUUCGACCUAAUCCUAAUCCAGUGCAAAUAAAUGGUACCCAUGGUCCUUCCUACAAGUAUUUUAACUUAGAUGUUAUUGAUUGGCAAGCCGAUAUUGAAAAGUGCUUGACAUGGGAAGCUCAUAGCCGACUUGCAACUGGAAUGCCCAUUAAAUUUCUGGAUACUGCUGCCAAGGAAUUGGGUUGUGCCAUUUCUGUAUAAUGUAAACUAGCAUCAGGUGGAUCAUUUUUCUUGUGAGAUUUACCAUUAGGUACGUGCAUCUUUAAUUGCCUUGAAAGAUUCGGGUUUCCACUUUCCGGGUACAGGUAAAUAUACUUUUUUCUUACUCUUGGGACUGCCUGUUGUCAAAUUAUUCUUUUCUGGUGUGACCUGACGGCUUCUCAAUAAUAGGAUAAUUUGUGUAAAAUGGGAGGUGAGACAAUUGAACGUAUACAUAUACUCUGAUUGCGGGCAUUGUGUUGUGAUCUUCAAUUGUUAUAAAAAAAUGUUAGAUCUGCUUCAUGU
Molecule: messenger RNA, 4128 nt
Organism: Argentina anserina (silverweed cinquefoil)
Lineage: Eukaryota; Viridiplantae; Streptophyta; Magnoliopsida; Rosales; Rosaceae
Product: protein GIGANTEA
Exons: 15
Coding region: 283-3825 (1180 amino acids)
Biological process (GO): regulation of long-day photoperiodism, flowering; response to stress; regulation of circadian rhythm
Cellular component (GO): nucleus
Source: RefSeq, a predicted model, not a curated record